Aspergillus ochraceoroseus IBT 24754 is the source of this 1086-nucleotide messenger RNA. RefSeq lists its product as uncharacterized. Lineage: Eukaryota; Fungi; Ascomycota; Eurotiomycetes; Eurotiales; Aspergillaceae. The transcript has 2 exons. The record is from RefSeq and is a predicted model, not a curated record. The coding region runs from base 1 to 1086 and encodes 361 amino acids. Gene Ontology annotation, molecular function: hydrolase activity.
AUGGCCGAGUACGCGAGAUUCUCACAUAUCAACCCCCAGUGGGAGCGGUUCGUGCAGUCCCAAGCGGUGCUGCGCGACUUCAGAGGAAGCGAUGACCACAUCAUUCAGCGUCGCGCUGCAUUCCAGAAAUUAGCUGCGGAGGGACCUCAGCUUCGCAAGAUACCCGGCAAUGAUGAACUUGACGUGAGAGAUUUCCAUAUUCCUGCUCGUGACGGGUAUGAGAUCCUCGUGAGAUCGUACACCCCCAGAGCACCAGCGGCAGACGGGAUUUCAACUUACCCCGUCUUUGUCUACUACCACGGGGGCGGAUACACGUUUGGUAACAUUGAAACUGGAGAUGAUAACUGCCGUCUUCUGGCUGCUCGUAAUGGCCUAGCUGUUCUCAAUGUUGAUUACCGCCUGGCGCCCAAGUACAUCUUUCCCAAAGGAUUCGAAGACGCUUACGACGCACUGCGAUGGACCACGAAGAACGCGGCUACCUUUGGCGGAGACCUGAGUAAAGGGUUCCUUGUUGGAGGGGUUUCCGCUGGCGGAAACUUUGCUGGAGCGCUGGCUUAUGCUGCUCGAGAUGAAGGCCUCCAGCCACCGAUUACAGGGCUUUUGCUCUCGAUCCCUUGCUGCCUGAUGCCUCAAGCCUUCCAUCUGGUACCGCAGUGGAAAGACGACCUCCGGAGUAUUGAACAAAACAAAGAUUCGGAUAUGUUGGAUGUGCGGUCCUACAAGCAACUCAUCGAAGAUAUCUGUCAAGCUCCUCCCGACGACCCGAGAAUAUCGUUUCUUCUGCAUCCUGAUCAUUCGGGUUUGCCCACCCGGGCAUACUUCCAAAUUGCAGGGUUAGAUCCUAUUCGUGACGAGGCUAUUCUGUUUGCCAAACUCCUGCGCGAGCACUCUGGCGCUGAGACGAAGAUUGAUAUGUACGACGGCUUGCCACAUGGAUUCUGGCGAUUUCAAGAGCUCCGCGCUGCCCAGACCUGGCACGUCGAUCUGUAUGAGGGAACGAAGUUCCUGCUGGAGGGUGGAAAGGGAGGAUUCCAUGUGAAGGGUACCGAGAAUGGGCUCAAUGAGUAUUUGUCCGGUGUGAUAUGA